Messenger RNA from Caenorhabditis bovis, 1365 nucleotides. The record is from the annotation of a GenBank genome assembly. Lineage: Eukaryota; Metazoa; Nematoda; Chromadorea; Rhabditida; Rhabditidae.
AUGGUGGAACAACGGGUCACAGACGGAGAUCUUAAAAAUACAAAACCAAUUGAAGCUCCAAAAAUUUCAUUUGGUGUCAAAAGAAAAGAAGAGAAAAAACUUCAAACAGCUCCGAAAGCAGUAAUUGACGUUGAAGUUGACAGUGACGAAGAACGAGAAAGAGAUGAAGCUGAACGCGAAGCAAAACGCCGAAAACUCACCCAUUUCGAUGAUGGGGCUAUUGUUGGCGAGGAAGAUAGGAAAAAAGAAGUUGUCGUUAUUCCAAUGGUCGUCGAACAUGAUUGGAGAACUCAAAAAUUACUUGAUAAGGAAAAAGAAGGAACUUUAACCGACGAAGAACGUGCGAAACUCGCUUUGUUAAAUUUGUCGAGUUCCGAUGAAGUUGGAGAAUCAGCAAAUGGUGCCGCCAAAAUCGUAGUUGACGAGAAUUCAGAAAAACCCAAUGUAGAAGAUGCCGAUUAUUCAGCAGUUUCUAUCGAACAAUUUGGUCUCGCGAUUUUGAGGGGCUGCAAUUGGAAAGACGGCGACGGAAUCGGCAAAAAUCCUCAGAAAGUGACUGUUAAACUUCCUGCGCGGCGACCACAUGGUUUGGGUCUCGGCGCGACUCCAAAAGCUCCAUCGAAUGGAAAAGCGAAAGCAGGCGAUUCGAAAAAAGAGGAAGCUGUUGGAGAGAUCAAUGCGGGGAGUUGCAUCAAAAUCAUCGAUGGAAGACAUAAGGGAACUUAUGGAAAAGUUGAAGCUCGCGAUGAUGACAGCAAUAGUUUUUUCAUACGAACUGCAAUUGGUUCGAAAUCCAUUAAAGUUAGUCAAUUUGUGGUUGAAGCCGUCACCUCCAAAGAAUAUGAACGAGAUUCAAAGUGUCUAAAUAAGGCAAAUUAUGAUCGGGAGAGGCAGAAAAUCGAGGAACGAAAUAGCAAAUAUGAAUCGAAAACUGAAAAAUAUCAGAGUAAAGCUUCAUCAUCGAAAAAGUAUGAGGAUGAGCCGAAAAGGAGCGAAGAAUUGUGGGCUCGAACCGAUUUACUCGUCCGUUUCGUUGAUCCUGAUUAUAAGCACGGAAAAUUGUUCAAACAAAAAGUGAGAAUUGUCGAUGUCGCUGGUCGACGAGAUAUCACAAUUGAAGACGAUCGACGAAACACUUACUACCAGAUCAGGCAAUCCUGGCUUGAAACGGUGAUUCCGAGGAAUAUUGGCGACAAGAUAAUGAUUGUUGGUGGUAAACGGAAAGGAAAACUCGGAGUUAUGCUAGAUAAAGACAAGGAAAAAGAAAAAGUGACUGUGAAGUUGCCGGUGACUGAUGAGGUUGUGAAAGCUUACUUUGAAGACGUCUGCGCAGUGAGUAUACGAAAUGAAGAUGAUUACGAUUAG